This is a messenger RNA of Apis dorsata (giant honeybee), 1419 nucleotides long. It is a transcript of the gene alc, whose product is annotated as 5'-AMP-activated protein kinase subunit beta-2. Gene Ontology annotation, cellular component: nucleotide-activated protein kinase complex; cytoplasm; nucleus. Gene Ontology annotation, biological process: signal transduction. Gene Ontology annotation, molecular function: protein kinase binding. The transcript is spliced from 5 exons. The record is from RefSeq and is a predicted model, not a curated record. Lineage: Eukaryota; Metazoa; Arthropoda; Insecta; Hymenoptera; Apidae. Bases 382 to 1233 code for a protein of 283 amino acids.
AAAUAAUAAAAGAAUCAGGUGAUUGCAUUUCUGUGACAUGAAAAAGUAUUGCAUAUCAUGUCUAUUCUAUAUUUCAUCUGUGGUUCAAUAUUCACUUAUGUCGAUAAGUAAAUUUUCAACAAGUGUGGCAGCCAUUUUUAGUCAAAUCUAAUGAAAUCAUUAUUUUUAUCAUAUCAUUUUUUGACAUUUUAAGUUUUUAUUGUGCUUGAUUUGUAGCUUAUAAAUAACAUAUGUUCCAAUUAAAGAAUAUUAAUGAAAAUAAAAUAAUAAAUAAUAUUAAUCUAAAGUUAGAUCGUAAUCGUAUUUUAAUUAAAUAAGAUAUAAUUUCUUGGAAUUUAGAUUUUUGUAAAUAAAACAAGUGAUUUAAAAGACAGUCUGAUAAUGGGCAAUGCUGGAAGUAAUCAACCAGUUGGACAUCACCACACAAGUAAUACAAAUAGAGAGCAUCGUCAUGUUAAAGAAUAUCCUCCACCUUCACCAGGGAAGGAAGGCCAAGCUUUUGUUUUUGAUAAAAAACCAAGCCAAAAAUUAGUUUUUCAAUCAUCUCAUGAAGAAGAAGAACCUUAUUUUGCUAAAACUAACGCUCAUCAAGAUGGAGAUGAUUUUACUUCUCAACGUCCUCGUUCAAAUACAGUAUCCGAAGGUACUAAAGUAACAGAUAGUAAAGUAUUACCAACAGUUUUUAAAUGGGAAGGAGGUGGUAAACAAGUUUAUAUCAGCGGAACUUUUACUGGAUGGAAAACAUUACCAAUGGUUAAAAGUCAUGGUGAUUUUGUUACAAUUAUUGAUUUGCCAGAAGGAGAACAUCAAUAUAAAUUUUUUGUUGAUGGUGAAUGGAGACAUGAUCCAGAUAUUAAAAUUGUUGAUAAUGGUAUGGGUUCCAAAAAUAAUUUAGUAUCUGUAAGAAAAUCUGAUUUUGAAGUUUUCCAAGCUCUUGCAAAAGAUAGUGAAGGUGUUACAAGUAGCGCACAGACGGAAUAUGGACAAGAAAUUCCUCCUCAUAAACCUUGGGAGAAAGUUGCCGGUCCACCAAUAUUGCCACCACAUUUACUUCAAGUUAUUCUUAAUAAAGAUACUCCUUUAUCUUGUGAACCAACACUUUUACCAGAACCAAAUCAUGUUAUGUUAAAUCAUUUAUAUGCUUUAAGCAUUAAAGACAGUGUAAUGGUUUUGUCUGCGACACACCGUUAUCGCAAAAAAUAUGUUACGACUUUAUUAUACAAACCAAUUUAAGGAUAUUAAAUCAUUCCUGAAGCGAUCAACUAUUGCUAGUUACAUCAAAUUAAUACAUAUUUUGUAGAUAAGAUAAAUAUCGAUAUUCAAAAUAAUUAUUGGAAAGUUGACAAUGCAUGAAGUUUGUUGUAUAUCAAAUGUUAUAUAUAAUGUAAUUAUUAUUUAUUAAAAUUAUUUUAUAUUAGA